Molecule: messenger RNA, 1941 nt
Organism: Chenopodium quinoa (quinoa)
Lineage: Eukaryota; Viridiplantae; Streptophyta; Magnoliopsida; Caryophyllales; Amaranthaceae
Product: RING-H2 finger protein ATL46-like
Exons: 1
Coding region: 568-1686 (372 amino acids)
Source: RefSeq, a predicted model, not a curated record
UCCCAAAAACUUCUUCACUCCUUUCUCUCUUUCUCCUCCAACACAAGUAAGUUGAACUUCUGAUUUUCCUCCAACUUUUCUCCCCACUACAAAACCCAAAACCCAAAACCAAAAAAAAAAAAAAAAAAAAAAAAACACAUUAAAACGAAAGAAAGAAUCUUGGAAUUUUUAGGGUUUUCUCUCUCAAUUUCAAUUGAAGCCUCAUUCAACACCAACAAAUUCAAGAUUUUGUUCAACUUCACUUGCAAAAAUCUAAAAAGGUGAGGUUUUUACCCUUUUACUCUGAAAAAUUACCCCAAAUUUUGAACUGGGUACUAUUUUUUUCUGUUAAAGAAUUGGUUUUUACUGUCAUUUGAAGUAAAGAUUGUUUCUUUCUCCUCAUUUUCGCUGUUAAUCUCACCUAAAUUGCUUCCAAUUUCUUAGUAAAUAAGAAAAAAAAAUAUAUAUAUAUGACUUGGGUUUUGUCAGAAAUCAUGAAUUUGAAAAUGGGUUCUUGAGAAAAAGUCAAACCCCCCAAAUCUAAUGUAAUUAAGGGGUAUAAUCUUGGGUAAUGCCCAAAUUUUCAAAAUGUCAUCUUUUUCAAGUAAUCUUGACACACCACCGCAAACACCGCCGUCGCUACCACCGCCAUCACCAUCCGCCUCCGGUGGCGGCAAAAUUAGCCCUGCAAUAUUGUUCAUUAUAAUAAUAUUAGCAGUAAUUUUCUUCAUUUCUGGGUUGCUUCAUUUAUUAGUUAGAUUUUUUGUAAGACAAAGAUCUUCAUCAUCUUCCUCAUAUUCCCAAUCAAAUAGAUACCCGGAAAAUUUUUCGAGUUCUGAUGCAGUUCAAAGGCAAUUACAGCAGCUUUUCCAGCUUCAUGAUUCAGGGUUAGACCAAGCAUUUAUAGAUGCACUGCCUGUGUUUCAGUACAAAGAAAUUGUGGGUUUAAAAGAGCCAUUUGAUUGUGCAGUGUGUUUGUGUGAGUUUACUGAGCAGGACAAGUUAAGGUUAUUACCAUUGUGUAGUCAUGCCUUUCAUAUUGAUUGUAUAGAUACAUGGUUGUUGUCAAAUUCGACUUGUCCGCUUUGUAGGGGUGCUCUGUACACUCCUGGGGUGGCUAUUGAAAACCCGGUGUUCGAUUUCGAUGAUUCGAGGGAUGAGGAGAAGGGGGUUGAAAUUGAGGUUUCUAGUGAUAAGAGGAGGGUUUUUCCUGUUAGACUUGGCAAAUUUAAGAGCACAAGUAAUAAUAAUAACAAUCAUAAUUGCAACAAUGAAGAGGUUGUAGAAGUGCAAGAUCAACUACAUGUACUUGAAAGAGGGAAAAUUAAUGAUAGAAAUUCGAAUGUGGGCGAAACGAGCAGUAGUAAUUUGGAUGCAAGGAGGUGUUUUUCAAUGGGUUCAUAUCAAUAUGUUGUUGCUGAUUCAGUUUUUCAAGUUGCAUUAUGUCCAAAAAAUCCAUCAAAUGAAGGUGCUGAAUUGAAGAUGAUCAAGGGUAAAAAUGGUAAUUUGACUGCUGAUCAUAAUUUUGGGGAUGCUGAAGCUAGAAAGAUAAAUAUUGGCAGUAAAACUGAGAGUCUUUCAGUUUCAAAGAUAUGGUUAUGGUCUAAAAAGGGUAAAUCUACCAAUUCUUCAAACACAGAAUUUAGUGGUUUUUCUGUUGAUAAUAGUAUGAAUUUGCCUUGGACUCAUAAAGGUCAAGCUACAUGAUAAUUAUGAAGGUAUUCCUUUAUUUUUUUCUUAUUAUAAACUUUUUAUCAUUUUAUUUUGACCCCACUUAUAUACUAAAGUUCUUAGAUUAGGCUUUUGCUUUUUCUUUUGUUUUCCUGUGUAUUUAAUUAAUUGUCUCUGGGUUUUGCUAUCUGAUGAUGUGAAUUAUGUUCCUUUUUACUCCAACUUUUAGAUUAAUGGCAGUGUAACUUUAUCUUUUGAUGAAGCUGAAUACAGAAGCUUUUUGGGAAGAAA